Molecule: messenger RNA, 393 nt
Organism: Cryptomeria japonica (Japanese cedar)
Lineage: Eukaryota; Viridiplantae; Streptophyta; Pinopsida; Cupressales; Cupressaceae
Exons: 1
Coding region: 1-393 (130 amino acids)
Molecular function (GO): nucleic acid binding; RNA-DNA hybrid ribonuclease activity
Source: RefSeq, a predicted model, not a curated record
AUGAGCUUAUCAUCUAUUUGUGGGAAAAUUGAGAACCAUCUGUCUGAGCUCCUGAAUGAGGUUGCUCAGUCCAAAUCAUUAAAGAAAAAUAUAUAUACAUAUUGGGAUUGGAAGAUUAAGCUGGUACUUCCAAAUCUGCUCAUUCCACCUCUUUUUGGCAAGGGAUCCUUGAUGGAUCAAGUCAAUCCAAGGUUGGGUGUUAAAUGGGAAGCGCUAGAGCCUGGGUGGUGUAAGGUAAACUUUGAUGGCACUUCUGCAGGUAACCCGAGUCAAAGUGGUAUUGGGUGUAUAUUGAGGAACUCCGAUGGUAUCAGUAUAAAAGAAAUCUCUGAAAAGAUUGGAGUUGCCACUAACAAUGAAGCUGAAUUUAGAGCGGUGUUAUCACUGUUUUAA